This is a messenger RNA of Saccostrea cuccullata (small rock oyster), 2023 nucleotides long. RefSeq names its product carboxylesterase 5A-like. Bases 70 to 1809 code for a protein of 579 amino acids. The record is from RefSeq and is a predicted model, not a curated record. The transcript is spliced from 2 exons. Gene Ontology annotation, biological process: chemical synaptic transmission; neuron cell-cell adhesion; modulation of chemical synaptic transmission. Lineage: Eukaryota; Metazoa; Mollusca; Bivalvia; Ostreida; Ostreidae. Gene Ontology annotation, cellular component: plasma membrane; synapse; cell surface. Gene Ontology annotation, molecular function: signaling receptor activity; neurexin family protein binding.
CAAAACAGGCUACACAUGUAUCCAUUUUAAGGAGAUAAGGGUAAACAGUUAUGAUUUGAUAUUUUAGGGAUGGAGGUCACAAAAACCUUUUUCUUUCUGAUUGGAAUAGGCAUUAUCAUAGCAGAUAUUCAAGAAGAUAACGAAGUAGCAAGAAGCACUCGUAAUGGUGACAUAAAGGGAUUGAGAACACUUGUUCCGGGUACCAAUGACAAAUAUGUGGACCAAUUCCGAAAAAUUCCAUAUGCCAUCCCACCAGUUGGACACUUAAGAUUUCAGAAACCUCAACCUUUUGGAAAGUGGGAGGGUACUCUAGAUGCAACAGAAUUUGGACGUUCAUGCAUGCAAGGUGAUUCUGCAUUUUUCGUUGAUGUUCCUAAUAAAGCAAAGUCAGAAGAUUGUUUAUUUUUGAAUAUUUAUAUUCCAAGUAACAUCAGUUCUGACGAAAGGCUCCCUGUUAUGGUGUGGAUUCACGGUGGAGCCUUUCUAUACGGACAAGGCAUGUUUUAUAAUGCUUCCAAUUUGGCGUCAGUUGGCAGAGUUAUUAUAGUCACUUUAAAUUAUCGUCUCGGAGUAUUUGGAUUUCUCACCUUAAACGAUCCUAUUGCUGGCGGAAACUAUGGUAUUAUGGAUCAAAUUCUGGCCCUUCAGUGGGUGAAAGAAAACAUAUUUUCAUUUGGUGGUGAUCCCGAUUCUGUUACUAUAUUUGGGGAGUCUGCGGGAGGAAUGAGUACAAGUUUGUUGUCCUUGAUACCUUCUAACCGUGAGUUAUUCCACAGAGUCAUCUCUCAAAGUGGUACUAGUAACAGUCCUGCUUUAAUGGUGGAAAACUCUUACUUUAUGUCUGAAUUAGUAGGUACCGCUGCAGGAUGCACGUCCUCGAGCAAGGAUAAAGAAUCUUUCUUGAACUGUAUGAAAAAACUCCCUGCAGAAACAAUACAGGGAACAUUUGAAAAGAUAAUGUCUUCUCAUACAGAAUUAAGCAUGGCCCUCGGAUUCGGUCCUGUUGUAGAUGGGAAUUUAUUUCCGGAUGAACCGGUUCAACUUUUAUCAGAUGCCUAUCCUAACCACCAUUAUUUUUUUCGGUCCUUAGACUUAAUGACAGGGAGUACUUCUGGAGAGGGAUCACUCCUUUUCAUUCAAAUGAGUAGUCCUCAGCUUCAAAGUCGUUUUAAUUACAAUGUUUCAGAGGGAUUGUCCAGAGACGUCUUGUGUAAAAUAGUUGCCCCAUCCCUAGUAAAAGCUCAUUUUAAAAAUAACCCGGAUGUUGUAAAUUUGAUUUGUGAUGAAUACAGUGUACAUCCAUCAAAAGGUCUUUCGGCUCAAAGUAUACGAACAACAGAUGUACACGGUGAUUUCUUCCUCACGGCUCCGACUAUUGAUACUGCAAAUAUCCAUUCCGAAAAGAACGGAAUAUCACACACCUUAGUGUAUAUGCUGUCACACAUUAAUCCAGUACAUAUAGGCCCCCCUUCACCCACGUGGUUCACGAAAAGUGUACAUGCAGAUGAAUUGAUGUAUCUCUUUGGUUUACAGAACUAUGAUGGCAUAAGUCAGGAGGACUUAGAACUGUCCAGGACUAUGAUGACCUACUGGGCAAAUUUUGCACGUUAUGGGAAUGUCAAUGAUGCAGAAGAAAAAUCGGUUCCAGUCUGGCCACUGUACAAUACAGACCACAAGCUUUACAUUGAUUUUGAUUCAGAAAUAACAGUUAAAAAUUCUCCUGCUGCACAGGCCCAUCAGUUCUGGUACAAGAAAGUGCCGAAUUAUGUGAAGUCGGAAAACCAUUCACAUGACCCCAGUGAAUUAUAAAACAAAAUCGAUCUCUAUGAAUACUUAAGUAAAGGAUGGUAUCUUUUUUAACCCAUAAGGCGUCGCUGAUAUACGUAUGUCAGAUACUUUUUUCCAUAAAGUGAACGCUCUCAACUUCAAGUCCUGUACAUAAACAUCCAAAGUUAAGAAGAAAAUAAGUAGACUUAUUAUUUAAGAUCACUUGUGAUAAUCAGUAUGUUCUGCAAAGACAUAA